AUGGCGGCCCCAUCUCUAGAACGUGGAAGUGCUGCUAAAGUUCCUCGAUCUCUCAAAAGGGCUUUUAGCUCAUUCGGAGAAGUUAUCGAAUCCAAGAUUAUUAGCGACCAUGAGAUGGGGAGAUCGAGGGGCUUUGGAUUUGUCACCUUCAUCAACGAACAGCCCAUGAGGGAUGCCAUUGAAGGGAUGAACGGACAGAACCUUGAUGGCAGGAGCAUCACUGUCAACGAGGCCCAGUCCAGGGGAAGCGGCGGCGGAGGAGGCGGUGGCGGUGGCGGAGGAUUCCGUAGCAGUGGUCGUCGUAACAGUGAUGGCUAUGGAGGGGGAGGGGGAGGGGGAGGAGGUUAG
Magnolia sinica is the source of this 348-nucleotide messenger RNA. RefSeq names its product glycine-rich RNA-binding protein GRP1A-like. NCBI's taxonomy places the organism in Eukaryota, Viridiplantae, Streptophyta, Magnoliopsida, Magnoliales, Magnoliaceae. The record is from RefSeq and is a predicted model, not a curated record. Bases 1 to 348 code for a protein of 115 amino acids. The transcript has 2 exons. Gene Ontology annotation, molecular function: RNA binding.